Messenger RNA from Myotis daubentonii (Daubenton's bat), 2847 nucleotides. It is a transcript of the gene B3GLCT, whose product is annotated as beta 3-glucosyltransferase. Gene Ontology annotation, cellular component: membrane. NCBI's taxonomy places the organism in Eukaryota, Metazoa, Chordata, Mammalia, Chiroptera, Vespertilionidae. The record is from RefSeq and is a predicted model, not a curated record. Gene Ontology annotation, molecular function: glycosyltransferase activity.
CGGAACAGGCGGAGGAGGGGGGGGGGGCGCGCGCUGAAAAAGGGUCAGCCGGUCUGCAAGGGCGGCGGCGGCGCAGCUCCGCUCCCCGCGCGUCUUCGUCCCCGCGUCCAAGCAGGGCGCGCAGCCCCGCUGCCCGAAUGCGGCCGCCCGCCCGCCGCUGCGCGCUCCUGGCACGGCUUUGGCUCCUCACCUGCUCGCUGGCUUUUGCAUUGGCUUCUAAAGAUGUAAAGGAGGUCACACCAUCUAAGAAUUUGGAGAAAAGUGGUAUAUCAAGGAAAAAUGACAUAGAUUUGAAAGGAAUUGUGUUUGUCAUCCAGAGUCAAAGUAAUUCUUUUCAUGUAAAAAGAGCAGAAGAGUUAAGAAAAAGCAUCUUACAGCAAGCUGCAGAUCUUACCCAGGAGCUCCCCAGAGUCCUUCUGCUUCAUGAGCUGUCUAAGCAGGAAGGUGCAUGGACCAUCCUUCCACUGUUACCGCACUUUUCUGCAACAUAUAGCAGAAAUUCAUCAUGGAUUUUCUUCUGUGAAGAAGAGACAAGAAUACGAGUUCCAGAACUCUUAGAAACACUCAGAAGAUAUGAUACCUCAAAGGACUGGUUUUUAGGAAAAGCAUUACAUGAUGAAGAAUCUACAAUAAUUCACCAUUAUGCCUUUUCUGAAAAUCCUACAAUUUUUAAAUACCCGGACUUUGCUGCUGGCUGGGCCCUUAGUAUUCCACUUUUAAACAAGCUUACCAAGAGGUUAAAGAGUGAGGCCCUGAGGUCCGACUUUACAAUAGAUUUGAAACAUGAGAUCGCCCUCUACAUCUGGGACAACGGUAACGGACCUCCCCUUACUCCAGUGCCUGAGUUGUGUACAGAUGGCAUGGACGCCCACUGUGCUACCACAUUCCACUCUUCCCUCCCCCUGUGUGGAAAUCCAGUGAAGAAGGAGGAUAUUUUUGUUGCAGUAAAAACGUGCAAGAAAUUUCAUGAUGAUAGAAUCCCCAUUGUAAAGCAGACGUGGGCGGGUCAGGCCAGUCUCAUUGAAUACUACAGUGACUAUGCAGAAAGUUCCAUUCCUACAGUGGACCUGGGAAUUCCUAAUACAGACAGAGGUCAUUGUGGAAAGACAUUUGCCAUUUUGGAAAGAUUUUUGAAUCACAGCCAUGGAAAAAUAGCAUGGUUAGUCAUUGUGGAUGAUGAUACAUUAAUAAGCAUCUCCAGGCUCCAGCACUUGCUUAGCUGCUACGAGUCCGGUGAACCAGUGUUCCUGGGAGAGCGCUAUGGCUACGGUCUGGGCACUGGCGGCUACAGCUACGUCACGGGAGGAGGAGGAAUGGUCUUCAGCAGAGAAGCCAUCAGGAGACUUCUUGCCAGUAAGUGUCGUUGCUACAGCAAUGAUGCUCCCGAUGACAUGGUCCUGGGGAUGUGUUUCGGCAGCCUGGGAAUCCCUGUGACACACAGCCCCCUCUUCCACCAGGCCCGGCCCGUGGAUUACCCUGAGGACUACCUUUCUCAUCAGGUUCCCAUAUCCUUCCAUAAACACUGGAACAGUGACCCAUUGAAGGUUUAUGUCACGUGGUUGGCACCCAUCAAGGAAGACAAAGCCAGGCCAGAGACACGAAAAGGCUUUGAAGAUGAGUUAUAAAGCCUGGGGACCUAGGAGCACAAACCGAAGCCCAGACUCUAGCUUCCGCCUGUGGGCUGUCCAUGUGCUACUUGGCGUAUGCCGCAGAAGCUUCCUGACUUUUGGUGGAAAUCCUGUAUGUGGUAUUUUUUGAGGGGGGAGGAAACAGAAUCAUAAAGGAAACUUUCUUUUCCUGGAAAAAUCACUUGCUUUUGCAUUCUGCAUUGUUGUACUACACAAUGAUUCCUGUGUGGUUUUCAAGCUGUGGCACAGCAGCUUUAUUACUCUCACGGGAAAAUAAAUAGCACCAGAAGUCUCCUUUCUGUUCCUUCUCUUCAUUUUAAUGAAGGUUUCAGUGGGCAUGAGACCAGAGAGAUAUGACUGUUUAUCAUUCUGUAUGGGUGCGUGUGUGUGUCCGUGCAUGCACGUGUAGAGAGAGAGAGAUGGAGAGAGAGAGAAGGAACAUUGAUUGACAUGGAUAUUACCGUGGUGUGAACUUGUAACUGUAUUGUUGAUGGUGAAAAUUAUUUGUUGGUUACCUGAUAGGAAUAAUGCCAUACUAGGGAUGAUUCAUAAAACACCUUAAAGAGUCUAGCUAUGAAAUUCCCCAUAGUCUGUAAUCAGGGUUGUUAUGUUUUAUCUCUUUUUCUGUUUGUGCCUCAUAAAAAAAAGAAGUCUUCUGUGGGGACUUUUCACUUCUUUAGUGGUUCUUCUGUGUCCUGUUUCUCCCUGAAGCGCUAUCUUUUCUUGCUUGCUUGUAACAGGAAAAUGUGCUGGAUGCUGCCAGGAAAUUGUGUCCUCAGUAUUUAAAAACAAAGUUGUCAUGUUUUAUUUAAGUCAGUGAGCUCUAUGUAAGUCUCUGGAAUUGAAUUAAAUUAAUUUUUACCUGAUGUUUUGCUCUUUUUUUUUCUUUAAAUGUUACUUAAUGACUCUCUUGACUCAGAAUAGGUAUCCCUUCUCAGGUACCAUGAAACCCAAUUGGAAGGACAGCACGGUUGAUUUGCCAAUUUUCCUGAGUUCUUAAAGAAUAAAAUUUGAACAUAAUAUUGUGAAACAGCUCUAAUUUUCAAAUUAUAUCUUUAAUAUAUAGUGAUUUAACACAUUUACUAUUAAUUUGUAUAAAGUAUUCUGUCAUAUGAUGUUUUAAUUACAUAAUUCCAUUUUCUAAAGAUAUUUGCAGAAAAUUUGACUUUGAUACGUCUUAAACUAAUUUUGGUAUAGCAAAAUACUUCUUUUCUUUUUU